Messenger RNA from Aspergillus steynii IBT 23096, 511 nucleotides. RefSeq lists its product as uncharacterized. Bases 1 to 333 code for a protein of 110 amino acids. Lineage: Eukaryota; Fungi; Ascomycota; Eurotiomycetes; Eurotiales; Aspergillaceae. The transcript has 5 exons. The record is from RefSeq and is a predicted model, not a curated record.
AUGCACUUUCUCUCCACCCUCAUGACCGUGCUCGGCCUGAGCGCCAUUGUCCUAGCUGCGCCUGCACCUGCUGAAGCCAACACCCAGGACCCCGGAUGGCACGGAUGCGGUAAUGGGUCUGCUUGCCACGCCGACGCGGACUGUCGAUCCCGCCCGGAAUGCAUCCAGAUGGCUGGCGGUCCUAGCCAUAUUGAUCGGAUUCAUUGCGGUCAGGCGAACCAUCCCGUUGCUUGUUGGACGGAACUUUGCCCACUUACAACAAGUCACAAUCUUUUUAAAAUCACCAUUAUCUCCAUCUACAACGCCCACACAUUGCUAGAGCCUGGUUUGUAAGGCUGAGGACCAUAAAGGCAUGGUGAUACUUGACGCCUAUAAUUAGGACGAUUCGAUUGCAGUCACCCCAAUAUUAAGGCAUUCUUAUAAUGGUUGUGUCACUGCUGAGAUAGACUGGGGUCUAAACAAGACCUGGAUUCUUUGCUAAGCCGAGCAGGGCUUGGAGACAGAGUAUGCG